AAUAUUUGCUGGUUUAAAAUCGAAAGUGUUAUAAAUAUAUUUAUAUAUAUUUUUUUAUGAAAUAUGGAAUACGCCCUUGAGGACCGUGAACGCGAUGCCUUCACUUCGCAAGUGGGUGAGGAGGAGGAAGACAAUGAGCGAGAAUUUCGGGUGCUCUUGAAUGAUAAUCAGAGUCUAAUGAAGCGUUUGGAAGAGUUCAAACGCGCAUGUGACGAACAUGAAAAGCAUGCACGUAAGCGUUGCAAGCGUCGCUACUACAAUCUUGGUUUGAUGGCGCGCAUCGUUAUGGAAACCACAGACGAUGAACUCAGGAGUCUGUUAAAGAACGGUGCACGCACAUUUCUCAUUGACACCGUGACUAGUAAGCGCAACGAAUUUGAACAAUUGCUCAUUCGCUCUAAAACCAUAAUUGAUAAAUUUCAAGAGGAAGAGCCCAGAAUUCGCAUACCAAUUGGGAUAGCAUUGCAGUUUCAGGGUGACUGCUGUCGUAUUGGACGUUUGCGUAACAAUUGUUCGGUGCUUUUACAUCGGGGCGAUAUCAUGACGCUAACUCUCGAUGAAGCUUACCGUUAUUCCAGCUUUCGAGAAAUUGCCUAUGUCUUAAAUUUGAAAUAUUAUUUCAAAUCAUUGAAACUUGAUGAUAUUUUGCUGCUCGGAAAUGAGGUAAAAGGCAAGAUAGUUAAAAAACUUAAAAACAAUAUAGCGCUGGUAAUUGAAGAUGCUGGCAUAAUUAAUUCGUAUGAAUAUAUCGAGCUACCAAAUCAAUGCUACUCAUUGUCCAACGAAACUUUUCCCGACUUAUUUAUGAACGACCUUCAGUUGGCCGCCCAAUCGAAAGCCGAUUUUAUCGUAUUGCCACGCAUCCGCUGUAAGCCAUUCCUUCGUACCUUGCGUAACAGUUUAAAAGACGAAUAUAAUUUAAAAUUAAUAGGCACAAUCGAUCUAGAAUUUAUCAGUUCAAAAAUGCUCGAUUUAAUGGGCAUCGUUAAAUUACUGGAUUAUGUUUGGAUACAAGACAUGUUCUGUGCCAGCACUUCCAUGCAAAAUCAUAUAAUUAACGAUUUAAUACCGUUGGCGAAAUGUCUGAAAAAGCCCAUUAUAGGAACAAUACCAUUGGAACGUUGUAGUGACUUUAAGCGAUUUGAAAAUCAUGAUUUUCUCUGGCGCAUUGAUACGAUGUUUAUACAGAAGAGUAGUUGGUGCAACAAAUACCCACUGAUUGUGAAAAAAUUGUUGCCUCUAAAGGAUUUUCACAAAGCUAUUGUAGAAAAUUCGACGGCUUUGAAAAAUAUUCUGUCCUCUUACCAAAGCAUAGUUAAUUUCAUAAUACGGACAAUCACGUCAGUGGAAUGUCAAGCGAUUGUAAUGCAUAGCAAAUGCGAAACGGCUGCUGUGGCGCUGGGGCGUGUGGAAAUUUAUUGUCCCGUCUUAAUGAUGUUGCCUUUAGAAAGUAUGGAGGAAAACGAAUUUGAAUGCAAGUUGAAAUUGGCAAAGGCACUGAACUUGCGACGGAACUUGCGUGGUAUUCUCUACACUAAAGAAAUGAACGAGACGAAUCUCAGCCCAAUUGAAUAUGGCAUCGAAUUUGGGCGCGUUAGUGGCUUAUUGGAAACCGGUGAUUUUGUAAUUACACUGGAAGUCUGCAAGGAAGAUGAAGACGACGUUCAGUAUGGUAUUAACGAGGACGUAGUUAUACUUCGAGCUUUCUAUUUGCCCCCAAUACCUAUUGGUGAAAAAUUUAAAUACAGUUAA
Molecule: messenger RNA, 1752 nt
Organism: Bactrocera neohumeralis
Lineage: Eukaryota; Metazoa; Arthropoda; Insecta; Diptera; Tephritidae
Exons: 1
Coding region: 64-1752 (562 amino acids)
Biological process (GO): glycolytic process
Cellular component (GO): cytoplasm
Molecular function (GO): magnesium ion binding; pyruvate kinase activity; potassium ion binding
Source: RefSeq, a predicted model, not a curated record